UCGUACGACUGUUGGCUAUCUUGUAAGUUUGGAAUGAAGGUAUUUGGUAGGGGUACUGCAGCUGAUUGUCAAUUUUUGAAAUUUUACGUGCUGUGAUGAAUGGUGAUGGAAUGCAUUUUGUUUAUACAUUGAUAUAUAUAUACUUUAAUCGUCAGAACCACUAAUCCCACCCACACUUCGUCGUGAGAUCGAUUCAGUGCACAAUAUCCACGCUAAUGCUAACCUAAAAUUUGCAAGGCAGUCCCGUAAGAUAAUAUGGCGUUUCUGGAGUGGAGGCGCUUCAAUUUCUUUGAGCUGAACAAGGACGUGGACUCUGGGAAAAUUUCUGAAACACUUAAAGAUGCUAAGGUUAGUGUUGCUACAAGUGGGCAUGGUCACCUGGUUUUUGGAGAUACAGAAGGAAACAUACACCUUGUCAGUCGUUUGUUUAAAGUCACAACAUUUCGGGCUUAUGAACUGAAUGUGAUGUUAGCUGAACAAUUAUGCCACAUUGCUCUACUUGUUACUAUUGGGGAAGAUGAACCUGGAUUAAAUCCUGUUGUCAAGGUAUGGAACUUGGACAAAUUGGACAAGCACAGUCAUCCGAUGUGCGUUCGUAUCUCUCGUGCCAUUCCAAACAACAAGCCAACUCCUGCUACAGCUCUGUCUGUUCACGACAAUGUCAACCUCAUGGCUGUGGGUUUUGGUGAUGGCUCCAUUUUGCUGUAUAGAGGCGAUAUUACAAGAGAACGCACCAAUAAGCAGAAAGUAUUGAAAGAUGGAAACUCCCCUAUCACAGGACUGGCAUUCCAAACAACAGCAAAACUGACUUAUUUGUUUGUAGCUACAAUGAAUAAUGUGCAUUUAUAUAAUGUCACUGUGAAGGAUAAAGAACAAAAGAUCCACUUGGAUGGAAUGGGCUGCAUGAGGCGCUGCUCAGUGCUGGCUGAAUCAGUGCAGGACAGCCACUUCAUGAUAGGGAGAAAUGAUGCAGUGUACUGUUAUACACCAGAUGGACGUGGACCAUGCUAUGCUGUGGAGGGAGAGAAAAUAAUGCUACAGUGGUUCCGAAGCUAUCUUGUUAUUAUUGCCAAAGACACCAAGACUGUCAGUCGUACCACUACUACUGCCUCGGUCUCAUCAGCAAAUGAAGGAGCUCUGGAGAAGCACAUGGUGACAGUUCUGGACAUUCAGAACAAGUUCAUUGUCUUCUCUGCUCCAAUGCGUGAGGUGCAGGCUGUGCUCACAGAGUGGGGGUCCUUCUAUGUGCUAGGAGGAGACAAGAAGCUCUACCACCUACAAGAGAAGGAUUUGCAGUCAAAGUUGGCACUACUGUUUAAGAAGAACCUUUAUGAUGUAUCCAUAAGGAUUGCAAAGAGUCAGCAGUAUGAUUCUGAGGGACUGGUUGAUAUCUUUCGGCAAUAUGGUGACCAUCUCUAUACAAAAGGUGACCAUAAUGCAGCCAUAGAACAGUAUAUCAAGACAAUAGGGAAGCUGGAACCUUCAUAUGUUAUAAGAAAGUUUUUAGAUUCACAGCAUAUAGACAAGCUUACAAUGUACCUACAAGCAUUGCACAAGCAAGGUUUGGCAACGGAGGACCAUACAACACUGCUGCUCAACUGUUACACCAAGUUAAACAAUACUGAGAAACUGAAGGAGUUUAUCAUGACAAAAGAUCGUGAAGUGGACUUUGAUGUUGAAAUUGCCAUCAAAGUUUGUCGCCAGGCCUCACCAGAGGAUGCGCUGUUGCUUGCCAAGAAACAUGGAAUGCAUGACUGGUACCUUAAAAUACAGCUUGAAGACCAGGCUAAGUACAGGGAGGCACUAGAAUAUAUCAGCAGCCUGGAAUUUGAAGAUGCUGAGUCCAACAUGAAGAAGUACGGCAAUAUCCUGCUGCAGAAUGCUCCUGAAGAAUCUACACACUUCCUGAAGAAACUCUGCACAGACUACAAGCCCAGCAACAAACCACUCGUGGACCAGAACAUGCUAGACGGAUCAAAGAUUCCACAUGUGGAACGAGCAAAUCCAGAAGAUUUCAUUCACUUGUUUCUCAACAGUUCAGAGAGAUUAGUAGAGUUCCUAGAGCAUCUAGUCAAGGUUCAACCCAAGUGGAGUACUCUGGUGUACAACACACUUAUUGAACAUUAUCUACACGUGUGGUCAUCACUUACUGACCCAGCAAGUAAGACACAGUGUGAACAGAAGAUUGUGCGUCUCUUGCAGAACCCAGAAGCAAAUUAUGACAAUGAUCAGACUCUCAUUCUCUGCCAAAUCCACAACUUUAAGAGUGGCAUUCUGUACCUGUAUGAGGAAAGCAAAUUGUACCAGCAAAUAGUGCAGUAUCAUAUCAGACAAGAGGACCAUAAGGCAGUUCUGGCGAGCUGUCGUCGGUUUGGCCACCAAGAUCCCAGCCUCUGGGUACAAGCACUUUGGUCCUGUGCCAAGGAUCCCAACAUGCCUAGCUCACUUUUAUCUGAGAUCCUUGGUGUGAUAGAGAAGGAGCGUUUGUUAUCACCAUUGCUGGUGGUGGAUGCCCUGUCUAACUCAUCAACAGCUACACUGGGAGAAGUGCGUGGUUACCUGAUUAGUGUUCUACAGUCAGAAAGUGAGCUGACAGAACAGGAACAGCAGUUGAUCGAUAAGUAUCGGAUGGAAACUGAGCGGAUCCGAUCUCAGAUUAAUGCCAUUCAGACCAGAACAGUGAUAUUCCAAGGGUCCAGGUGUAAUGCUUGCAACCACCAGCUGGAGCUGCCUUCUAUCCACUUUCUGUGCCAACAUUCCUUCCAUCAGCAUUGCUUCCAGAGCUAUGCUGAGAAUGAAAAUGAAUGUCCUGCAUGUCUCCCAAAUAAUAAAAAGAUAUUGGAUAUUAUCAAGUCACAGGAACAAAGUCGAGAGUUGCAUGAAACAUUUCACAGCCAGUUGGAACGAGCUGAGGAUGGCUUCUCAUUGGUGGCAGAUUACUUUGGACGUGGAGUCUUCAACAAGCUGACUGUCAUUACUGAUUCUCCAGAGAAAACAAAUAUAAGAUCAUCUAAACCCACAAAUGGCAGCUCGUUGUCAUAUGGUCCUGGAGCUGAGGCACGCCUUAGGCUAGGAGAGGGACAGGUGUUACAUACUUCUGUUGAUAGUCAUGCAGUUCGAGGGGAUCGAAGAAAUGUUGGUGCAAUCAUUGUGCCUUCAGAGGGCAGGAUGAGGUUUUAACAUUCAGACCAGUACAGCUCUUCUCUUGAAGCAAACCUGACCAGGAGUCUGGUUGAACCUUCCUCUCGAACAUCACCAAUACCUACAAGAAGUUCCCCUGCCCAUGGCUCCCCUGCCAGAGGCUCACCAGUCCCUGUUCAAAGUGUGCAGCCUCCCAUUAACAAAACCUUGACCCCUCACCACUCACCAUCUUCCAGGGCCACUCUCUUGCCCAAGCCACGAACUGGGCCUUCCAAAAAUCCAUUUCAUGAAGAUGACUAUGACGAAAGCAAAAAUCCAUUUGCUGGUGAAGAAUCCAUGAAUCCAUUCAGUGGAGAUGAUGAUGAUGAUUAUGAUAAGAACUUGAAUCCGUUUGCAACGUGAUUGGUUUAUUUAUUCUAGUCAUAUGUAUAUUUGUAAUGUUACUACAGCAGUAGUCAGGGGCCAUAGCAGCAAUGUCUGCUGUAAUAGGUAUACCAAAUUCCCUGCCACUGAUGGAAUGCCAAAGGAGGCAGCAGAAUAUGCAUCUGAUUAUCUCAUCCGAGUAUGUGCAGUUCAUGCCUUCCUGCUCUGUGGCUAAAAGCCAUAGGCAUUCCUUUUGCAUAAAGAUUGCUUUUUUACAAAUACAUCAAUUCAUUGAAUAUUUGUCUAGCCCCAGGCCUCACAAACAGUUGAAUUUACAAAUUUUGAAUGUGUACCAUAGUAAAAAGUCUUCAGUCUUGCUUUUGACAGACUUAGCUGAGGCAUGUUGCAUGAAGUGAAUGUAUUUUUAAUUGUUUUUUCUAUUAUGAAUAGAGAAUGGUUUAGUGUUGAAAAGAGAGAUUAUGAGGUCACAUUAAGUUAAUUAGUCAUAGUCUGGUGGUGUUAUUGUGGUGUCUAACUGUAAUACAUGACAAGAAUUCAUCAGCACAUAGAGAUGAAAUAUGUACACAGAUCGGUUCACCUAAAGGACUGAGUCUACAUUACUAUCACAGUAUCAUUUAAUAUGUAACUGUUGGAGACUAUAUUAUCUCUUCAGUCUGCUUGUAUUAAGCUGCAGCACAAGAAAAUAUAUGUAAAAUCAUAUUGUGCCGUAAAAUGAGAAACUGAUUAUUUCUGGUGUUAUAGCAUACAGUGAAUUACCAGAAGUCAUUGUCAUGUCAUGGGCUGUCACAAAUUUUAAAAAAGCAAAUAUGUAACAGUACUAUAAAUGCUUACUUACAAGAUGAACAUUACUUUUAUUUACACACACACACACACCUACAUACAUAUAUAAACACUAGCUAUGUAUUUCAUGUAUAUUUAGUUUCAUUAUAUUAAUUCCCUUCACCUUCAGGCAAAUUCUUCAAUGCAAUAUUUCAUUGCAUAAUUUAGGCAUCUUUAUUUUUAACCCACACAACGAUGACCUCUUGAGGUCAAACCGCGUUUGGCACUAAGUGUCUUUUCAAGUCUAAGAGUUUUGUUUGAAUGCAUGAUUUUAUUUAUUCUGUUUAGAUUAAUUUCUUACCUGAAACUGUGGGUAUUGUUUUGUGCUGCUUGAAGCAUUUUUGAAACUAUGUUCUCAAACAAUGUAUUUUACUUAAAUUAUGAGAUUUACACAAGGUGUGUAAGUUCUUACGUAAUUAUGACAAAAUGGCAUUGUUGUAAUUAUAUAAUAUAGUAAACAACAUUGGGAGCUGUAAGUGUGGCAGACAUAUGGCAUGUUAUAUGUUCAAUUUCAAUAUCUUUUGUUUUCAAAUAACAUAUCAUUAACAGUGUACCCACAUAUUAUAAUGUAUAUUGCUUAUUAAUUAAAUCCUUAGCAUUAUUUCAAAAA
This is a messenger RNA of Zootermopsis nevadensis, 4954 nucleotides long. RefSeq names its product vacuolar protein sorting 11 (gene Vps11). NCBI's taxonomy places the organism in Eukaryota, Metazoa, Arthropoda, Insecta, Blattodea, Termopsidae. Gene Ontology annotation, cellular component: endosome; HOPS complex. Gene Ontology annotation, biological process: intracellular protein transport; vacuole organization; endosome organization. The record is from RefSeq and is a predicted model, not a curated record. Gene Ontology annotation, molecular function: protein-macromolecule adaptor activity; protein binding.